UAUUCAGUGCGGUCCUAUUUGCAUUUUUAUAUGGAGAACGAAGGGGAAAAAAGAUUAAAGUAAUCGAAAUGAUGAAACGAUAUUACAUUAUGGCAUAAAUAUUUUUAUAUAAGUAAACAUUCGCUAAUUCCAAAUUUUCCUUUUUUUAACGACAGUACUAACUAGAAUCUUUUUAAUCGCGUCUCCUUUUGGGUAUUUUCGUUGUUUCAUCGAAGGUAGAUCUCGUUGCUAGAACUGUACUCGCCAUGUCCUCAUGUUUAAUGGAGGUAGAUGGAUCACAAAGUUUUGUUGAGGUGUUGUUAUCUAAUGAUUCUGAGCGAUGGAUGGAUUCCAUUGUUCAGGUGAAGAAUAUGGUAAUUGGUAACAAUAAACAGAAAAGUCAAGUAAUUGUUCAAGGAUUGAUUCCCAGGUUACUUCAGUGGAUGAUGCAUGAUAACAUCCCUUUGGAUCUGAAGAUAGAAUGCUCUGUGGUUUUGGGGAGUUUAUCAAAAGGCACAGAAGCCAACAUUGUCAGUUUAAUAGAAGCUGGUUCAGUACCUAUAUUACUUGCUGGCAACAGACUUGCUAAUUAUGAUCUGAAAUAUGUAGAAGCUUGUUUACGCUGUCUUCGUACUGUCUUUCUCUGUAAUAGUGCUCCCAAAGAACACAUUUUUGAGGAUUCCAGUAUAAUCCCUUUACUAAUUAAUGUCCUGCCUAAAUCAUCUUGUACACAAGAGUGUGUUACCACCAUAUUUGCUAAUUGUUGCAAGACUCCAGAACAUCAAAAUAUGCUGUGCAGUAAUGGUGCCAUUGAAGCUUUAGCUCCACUCUUGAAGUGUAAUAUUUAUAAAGUUCAAAUGCCAACUCUUCGUUGCUUCUCUGUGAUGUGCUACCAAAAUGAAGACGUUGCACAGGCUAUUGCUAACUAUGAUAAUGGCAAAGGAGAUACUAUUUCAGAAAUGCUUGUACGACUUCGUAAUCGAGAUAAAACAUCAGAAAUGCAAAUGGCUGCUGCUAAAUGUCUAACUUACCUAUAUCGAGGUGGAGCUCUUAUGGCUAAUGAUCCAAUAAUAAUGUUGAAGACUUUACCUACUUUAAUUCGUAUGUGCAAGAAGGACCGUACUUUAGAAGAAAAUGUGGAAGGAGCAGAAACUCUAGCGUAUCUCAUUGAAGUAAACUCUGAGCUGCAGAAAGUGGCUUCCAUUUCAGAUCACCUAAUUCGAACUCUAUCUGAUUAUUUAAAAUACACCAGUGUCCAACAGAUCAGUAGUACACAGAACACACAAAAAAAAGAUAUUCAUUGGGGUAAUGAACUCAAACAGGCAGCAUUCAAAGCAUUUGCUUCUCUUGGAGCCAAUGAUGAAGAUAUUCGCAAAAAGAUUAUUGAAACAGAAAAUUUGAUUGAUCACAUUACUAAUGGCAUGGAGAGUAGUGAUGUUAAAGUUCAAGCAGCAGCUGUGCGAUGUUUGCACAGUUUGUCACGUUCGGUCCAACAAUUACGCACAACGUUCCAAGAUCAUGCUUUAUGGAAACCUUUACUUAAGAUGUUGCAGAAUGGACCUGAAGAAGUAUUACGUGUUGCAUCUUCAACUCUAUGCAAUUUGAUGCUAGAAUUCUCCCCUAGUAAGGAAGUAAGUGAACUUGCAAAACCUAUUCUUGAAACUGGGGGUUUGAACAUUCUGGUCAAGCUGACCAACAGUGAUGAUUCCUUGCUCCGAUUAAAUGGUGUCUGGGGCUUAAUGAACAUGACUUUCCAAGUGAGUGACAAGAUGAAACACCAGAUCCUGGAAUCAUUACAGACAGAACAGUUAUUCCGCUUGCUGUCUGACCCUGAUCCUAAUGUAUUGCUCAAGACACUAGGACUUCUAAGGAAUCUACUUUCUCCCAAAACACACAUUGACAAUGUUAUGAAUGGCUAUGGUGACCAAAUUAUGCAGGCUGUUGUUUUUAUCUUGGAAGGUGAACAUUGUGUUGAUAUCAAGGAACAGGCUCUGUGUAUAUUAGGUCAUAUUGCUGAUGGAAAGACUGCUAAGGAUUUCAUCGUGGGGAAUGAAGAUGUUCUUCGAAAAUUAAUCAAUUAUAUGGUACACAAUAAUGAAAAAGUCCAACUAGCUGCAGUCUAUUGCAUCUGUAACCUGGUGUGGAAUGAUGAUGAGGGGUCGGCAGAAAGACAAGCACGGCUGCGAGAUUUAGGUGUUCAGAAAUCUCUUCAACAACUGUCCACAACAACUACAGGGGAUCUGCAACAAAGGGUGAAGCUAGCUCUUCAGCAAUUUUCCUGACAAUAUCUGAAACUAUUUGCUGUGGAUCCCGAGCAGAGACUGUAGCAGGAUAUCCCAACAACUAUUAGCAGAGAGCAGAAUGCUUUCUCAAACAACAUCGCUGCUAUUUCUUGUCCAGUUAUUGUAGGCAAGACAUGAUGAAGUUUGUUUCUCACCUUGACUAGCUGGAGAUUUUGGAAUACAAGUGCAAAUAAUAUUGCAUUUUCUGUUGUAUUGCUAAUCACCGGAGUGAUUCUGUGUGUGUGUGUGUGUGUAAGAUUUUGCUACAACAUAUGCACUCUAUCUACAUAAUCAAGUGGUUAACAGCAAACGUUGGGUUACUGUACAUUGCAGACUUUUAAAUACGUUGGUAAUGUGAGUGUGUGACAAGGUACAUUUUCUUGAUGUGCCUUCUAAAACGAGAUUUAUAUGAUUUAAAGUUUUGCUCUUCAUUAGAUAAAAGUGUCUGUGUAUAUACAUGUAUGUGUCCAUGUGAAAUUUUGUGUGUGUUCUUAAAAAUAAACUUGGUAUACACACAGAAGCACAUAAGUAUGCAUGACAUUAGUUUUUAUUUUUUUUAAACAAUUUCCUUUGAUUUCAUCAUUAAAAUUUCCCUAUUCUCUGACUGGAUACUUGGAAUGUCAGUGAUUUGUAACCCAAGUAAAAUAAACUGUCAUAUUGUCAUAUCGAACAAGUCCUUCGAUUAUUUUUUUUUUAUUCAAUCUCUAGUUUCAUUUUCAGGAACUUCACUUUUAACUGCUCAUCUGUAUAAAUGUCAAAAAUAUUUUAAGGAUUAUUUUUAACCCUUUAGCAUUUAAACUGGCCAUAUCUGGCCCAAAUUAUUCUGUCUUGUGUCCAAACGGGCCAGAUCUGGCUUCUCACAUCUACCCUACAAUUUCAUUCUAAAAAUAUGCAACCACUUCAUCAAAAUCUUGAAGAUACAAAGUAAUUCAUAAUUAAUUCAAAACAAUGUGAAUAAAUAAACAUUACAUUUGACAGAGUAAUAUGAAUGCUAACGGUUAGCAAGUAUAUAUUGUUGGGAUGGAAAAACUAGCAGCAACAUGCUGUCUUGGUUGGUAAGCAGGUGAAUUAUUACUUUUGUUGGUAUUGAGGAUUCAAUCAAAAUGUUGAACAUAAAGAGAGUGUCUAUAUCUCUGCAAUACGGCAGAUAAUGGUCAAUCAAAGAAGGCUUAAGAGUUUGAGAUGAAGAAAGUAUGUACAGUAUCCAUUUUGGACAAAGAAGACAGGUUAAGUCUAAGUUGAUGAUUAGAAGUUAUUGCCUGCUAAGAGGACAACUCUAUGAAUUGUGUUUGAUUAAAAAAUGUCAUGAGAUGGCAAGAAAUGAUGGAGUGGCUAGUGAGGGGAUCAGAGUGAACUUAUGAUUUAAUAGUUUAAUCAAAUAUUAUAAAGUCAGGCCUUACAAAUGAUACAGAAUAAAAAUACUUUGAAAUAUGGUGUGCAAACUUCUUAAAGGAAAGUUGUACAUUUGACCAUCACGAUAGUGUUGGUAUUUUGGCAGUUCAAAAGUUUUUUUAAAGAACAUCAAUUCACAUUAUGCUGCUGAUUACUUAUUAAAACUGAAUAAAGAAGAUGGUUUUGAAAUUA
This is a messenger RNA of Octopus bimaculoides (California two-spot octopus), 3845 nucleotides long. Its product is annotated as armadillo repeat-containing protein 8. NCBI's taxonomy places the organism in Eukaryota, Metazoa, Mollusca, Cephalopoda, Octopoda, Octopodidae. Gene Ontology annotation, molecular function: protein binding. Gene Ontology annotation, cellular component: GID complex. Gene Ontology annotation, biological process: proteasome-mediated ubiquitin-dependent protein catabolic process. The record is from RefSeq and is a predicted model, not a curated record.